Molecule: messenger RNA, 5299 nt
Organism: Anopheles nili
Lineage: Eukaryota; Metazoa; Arthropoda; Insecta; Diptera; Culicidae
Gene: RhoGAP1A
Exons: 12
Coding region: 671-5299 (1542 amino acids)
Biological process (GO): intracellular signal transduction; positive regulation of GTPase activity
Cellular component (GO): membrane
Molecular function (GO): GTPase activator activity; guanyl-nucleotide exchange factor activity
Source: RefSeq, a predicted model, not a curated record
AGUUCAGUGUACCAAGCUAAGUUCGUGUGUGGUAGGAGUUACAGAAAAUGGCCAUUUGUUCUUGGUCUCAUCGCUCCAUCAUCAGCAGCUGUAGUCGAGACCGAACGGCUUGGUUUUAGGAAAGUUCCGUCAAAAUCCCGAGUGUGCCGUGCUUGAAAGCGUCCUAGGAGCCGUUCGGAACCUGGUGCCCGGGUUUCGGAGGGCCGCAAUCGGUAAGAAUGCCAGAGCCCGGCGACCAGCUAGUAGCACAACAUCAACACCGAUCGGAAUGCUCGGUAGCUCAGUAAGGCAUUGCGUGUGUUCGUCUUAAAAAAAAAGAAAGCAAGAGAAAAGUGUAAGAGAGUGUGCUUAUAUGUGUGCGUGCACGUGUGGUUGUGCCCAAUGUUUAAUGUGUGCGGUAAACGUAAAAUCCCUUACCAGAUUUCGCUUACAGCGAGUAGCUCGACAGAGAUAAAGCGAUGAGCUGAAGGUGUUGAAGGAAAACAUCGGUGUGUCCAAGUAGAGCAAGGUGGAAAUGAAACCGUAUUAAGCAAAAGCAACCACAUCGUGAGGUGUAACUGGAGUUAGGUGAGGACGGUGGCGAGAUCCUCUCCGCUCAAAAGGACAACGCAAUUGUGGAAGGACAGAAGUAGUAAGCAAGCGGUAGCUAGAAAACAAAAGUCAUAGGAAAAUGAGUGUGUUUAGUGAUUUCCAGCGCAUGUGGGUGCAGCGGUUCCCGCAGAGCUCGUUAUCCGAUGCUUGGGAGCAGGAUGUGCGCGCCAGCCUCCAGCGACACAAGCAGAAAAUCGCCGAGCUGUCGAAGGAGCUUGAGCAGGAGACGCUGUACGUCGAGUAUCUGGAGCGUUUGCUCGGUGACGUCGAGAAGUAUCGAGAGGCCGGUGGCGACCCUUCCACGCUGUUUGAGGCCAACUCACCUGCUUCGGCCGCUAACCUGCUCGCUGGAGCAGGCUCUCAACAGCGUGACCUGAGUGUGCCUGGUGGUUUAGCCCAGGAGGACGAAGCAACGAAUCAAAUUAUCAAGGCUGCUGCUAGCAAUAAUUCUGGUGCCGGUGUAGUUGCCCAGCCAGAUGAAUACGACCCGGGCACUGGCUCCGGUACUGGGACCGGUGAACAGUCCGUGCAGCUGCGAACAAGGGAACAUCAAACCAAUCGAACGAACAGCCCAUUAAAUCAGUGCAUCAAUGAACUAACAUCGAACCUGCACAGCCGCCGCUGUGUAAGCGAGCUAGUUGCAGCCAGCAACGCCACUCCUAUCAACUCCACCGAACCGACCCUUCAGUCAACCGGCUCGCCAUCAACUCCCAGCGGUACUCAACCAACACCCAACGUUUUGCCAAACGACGUGCCGUCUGAUCACGAUACGGCCGUGGUCUCAACACCGGAUGUCCACGGUUCCGCUAGAACUCGCAGUGCCAGUCAAAGCGAGGCCCAACCACUGCUGGCUUCGCCAAGUCACUUCGUUACCGUGAUCGAGGUGAAGGAGACGCACAGUGGCGGUUCCGGUGGUGCCGGUGCUGGAACAACCGACUCCUCACCCGUCGAGGGAGCUGGCCGUGGGUCGGAACCGGCUGCACCGGUGGCACCGAAGAUGGCCAACUACGAGAACGUGCGCAUCAACACCGGCGCACGGUUCGGAGGGAGUAUGGAGAACUUGGUGACCGGUGAGUCGCCUCAGAGUGGUGGAGGUGUCACUGGCGGAGCCAGCACCUUCCUGGACACGAAGCACUCUAAACCGCCGGAUCGUACCAGCGGCAGCGAUGGAGGUGUUGGUUCGGCCAGCUUCACCGGUGGAGGUUCCAUUUCCGAACGCACCUCGCAGCUGAUGGGGACUUCCUCGACGGCCGCCGACUUCAAGAAGAAAGUGCCACCACGCCCGCCCCCUAAAUAUGUACGCCGUGCGGCCCCAGUCGAACCACCAACGGUUCCAGCGAUGGUCAUGCAAAACCUGCGUAGUAAAGACUCUAUAGGAGGCGCAUCGGGAAGCCAACAGCAUUCCACACAUGACACGGGCACACCCGAUAGCCCAGUCGCGAGCGCUACUAUUGGGGACGCUAGCAGUUCGCUUGAGCGAAAUGUCAAACCUUCCGAAAUGUACCGUCAGAAAUCGUCCGAUUCGCUAGAUGUCAAGCUGUCGAUGGGCACAGCGGCCGCGUAUGCGCACGAGCUCGGCAAACCACGGCUCCCAAAGUCGGACAGUCUUAAAUCGAAAUCAUCUAGCACGGACAGCCCUACCGGAUCACUCGGGAAGGUCGGUAACAACACAGCUGGGAUCGGUGGGUCGCCUACGGGUAGUCUCGGGAAACUGCCGAUAAACAUGACCGGCAGCAGCAGUGACAGUCCCACCGGAAGUUUGGGAAAGAUGAAUCAACAGCACCAAUCGCACCAGUUCGGACAGCCGCACCAUCAACGUUACCCCGCGGACAGUUUACCUCACGUGGACUCCAAGGAGUCACUGGCUUCGACUGGUGGAGGCGGAGGUAGUGGCGGAACGGGCACGAUCGGCAGUACAGGAGCCGUUGGUCAUAUCUCAGAACGGAUCAAGAGUUACGAAUCGAUUUCUUCGCUUAGUUCUGACAGUAUGCGCGUUGGAGUAGGUGGUAGUAGUGGCCAGCAGCACCUGAAGGACCAAGAGCACUACUACGAUACUGUGCCGCUUGAUAACGGUGAUGGCGAUUACGUGUACAUCCAGCCAGGCGGCGUCGGUAGUGGAUCAACCUCCAGCCGGGAUGACAUUUCCACUGUUGAAAAUGCAAGUACGCUCUUGUUACCCUCACACCCGCGCAGCCACAACAGUAGUCAAACCAGCGUCCAGCUGGAACCUGAAUCUCCCGGACGUAGCAGUAACUAUGUCAAUAUUGAGUACUUCAUUCACUCCAGUCAAAAUAAUGAAAAUCGAAGCAGUUCGAUUGAUAGUGAUGGUGAAGGAGACGGCGGUGUACCGGUUUUGAUGCGUGCGAUCUCCGCCGAUACGGAUGGCGGCGGUGGUGACGUGGGAGUUUCACCCAGUAUCGGUGGACCCAGCGGGCUAUUCCGGAAGAUAUCGAAUGCCAACCGCAACACUAUUAUCCGGCAUAUCGUUACCAGCAUCAUCACGAGCGAGACGCUGUACGUGGAGUGUCUUAACAAGAUGAAGCAAUACAUGAAAGCGAUCCGGGCAACAUUAACGACUUCGCAACCUGUGAUAUCGGAAGAAGAGUUCCAGACAAUUUUCUUCAAGAUCGAGGACCUGCACGAAGUGCACAGCGAGUUCUUGAUAGAGUUACAAGCCCGGUUGGCCACACCGGAUGAUCCAUCGUCUUCGGACGGCUUGUGCGUCGGGGAACCGUUCCGUCGUCUUGCCGCAAAAAUUCACCUAUACGGUGCUUUCCUGCACAAUUAUGGACGCGCCAUCGACACGGUUAAGAUGUGCAGCACGCACAGCCAGCAAUUCAAGGAAAUUGUGUCAAACAUUGUGUUCAAGAACCAAAACGAGCAGAAGCUGUCACUCGAAGAGUUAUUGCAUAAACCGGUCGCACGAGUACAAAAGAACGCCCUUGUUCUGGAGGACUUGCUGAAUCAAACUCCGGAGCAACACACGGAUUACCAUCCACUUCGGCAGGCCUCCAAGGCUAUACGAAACUUCCUCUCCGAAUUCAAUGUCGUGCAAACACGGUCCAUGUUCCCGAGCGAAGAUAAAGCGCUUCGACGGUUGGUGAAGAACUCGUUCAUCGUCGAACUAGCUGAUGGGCACCGAAAGCUUCGGCAUUUGUUGCUCUUCAACGAUGUGAUCGCAUGCGCCAAGUACAAGGCCGUGGGGCGCGCCGGCGAUCGAAACGGGUUCGAAUUUGAGCUAAAAUGGUUCAUUCCUCUGCGGGACAUUCUGAUCUGCGAGGAGUCGGCAAACGAUCCGAAGGAAACGAGCCCAAUCAACAUUGUGCACCUGAAAUCUCAAGCGUGCACCGUACGUGAUCAGAUAAUGUUGGAUGAGAAGGAUCGUCCGGGUGGCGGGUCUAGUCGCGCUGGUGACAAACAUCGCAAGAAGCUGGCUGAUCUCGAGGCUCAGCUGGUUCUCGCUUCGCCCAAUCUAGUGUUUAAAAUCAGUAACAAGGCGACAGGGAAAACGAUGACAUUUUUCCUUAGUUCCGAUUUCGAACGAACACAAUGGAUCGAGUCUAUUCUGUCGUUGCAGCAAUCAUGCAAUCUACCCGGACACAUACCGGUACAAAUCUAUGAUCUGCAUGCGUGGAUCACGGCAUGCCAAGCGUUAAUUAAAACUGAAAUGGGCUCCUAUCUUAUGCGUAAUGCUAGAGAUGAGAGCUUGCUUGUUGGUGACCUUCACCUCACCAUUCAAGAGUUGACCGGAUUCGACCAACCUUGCGACCUGUUCGUGUGUGUGGAAAUCGAUUCGUAUGGACAUUACUUCCGGAAAGCGAAGACGAAACUCGUCUGUCGCAGCGCAACCCCUCAGUGGAAUGAAUCGUUCGUGUUAGAACUCGAAGGCAGCCAAAACCUACGCAUCCUGCUCUAUCAGGAUGAUGUUCAGCGUCCGAUUUUACGGGCAAAGCAUAUCCUAAAACUGAGUCGUAGCUGGAUGCAGGAGACACCCACCCGAAGAGUGUUGCAGCUGUCGGAAACGCUCAGCAUCAGCACGGUGAUACGUUUCGUGCCGGGGGAGGUAACUUUACGCCGAGUGCCGACCUCAAAGCCCGGUGCCCUUUUUGGUGCCAAAUUGCAGCAGGUGAUAAAGCGUGAAAAGCGUGACAUUCCAUUUAUAGUGAGCGCAUGCGUUCGAGAGGUCGAACGGCGCGGUAUGACCGAGGUCGGCAUCUACCGUGUAUCCGGCUCGGCAUCUGAUGUGGCAAAAUUGAAAAAGUCAUUCGAAACAAACGCGUAUGAGGCAGAGCAGUUGCUAAAGGAGGUCGACAUCCAUUCGGUCACCGGUAUCCUAAAGUCGUACUUGCGCGAUCUACCUGAGGCCCUCUUCACCGAUCAGUAUUAUCCGAAAUUCUUCGACGUGUUCAACCGCCAUUCGAAUUUAAGCGAGAACACACGCAUCCACGAGCUGCAGCGCAUUUUUAACGAGCUGCCUCAACCGAACAAGGCCACCAUCAACCUGCUGCUAGAUCAUCUAAUGCGGGUGCACCAACAGGAGAUAGAAAACAAAAUGUCCCUACACAAUCUGGCAAUGGUUUUUGGGCCUACAUUGUUGCGGCCCGGCCCUAGCGCUACCAAGCAGAAGGAUCUGCUCGAAUCGAGCACGGCUGAUGUGAUGACGCAGGCCGGUAUUCUGUAUAGCUUCCUACAGGCACGACUGAAAUAG